This is a messenger RNA of Cylindrotheca closterium, 585 nucleotides long. NCBI's taxonomy places the organism in Eukaryota, Bacillariophyta, Bacillariophyceae, Bacillariales, Bacillariaceae. The record is from the annotation of a GenBank genome assembly.
AUGGUGCCGACGUGCGCCGACGAUCGAGCACGAAACUCGAUUCGAGAGGAAGAAAACGCUCGUUUCGAGGCAUACCAGGCAACAAGAGACCACAAGACAUAUGUGGAGCCCAAGGACUAUUGGACCUUGGACGAAUUGGCAGAGUACGAUGGGUUCCCACCUGCCUACAAGAAGACAGACGCCGGCGACAACGACAACGACGAAAACUUUUAUGGGUCUGGCGGUGAAUACCAUGUCAUUGCCGGCCUAGAUGCUACUCGACAGUUGGCCAAGACGAUUGUUCGUGAAGAAACGGCAGAAGAGGCCUCCAAACCUCUCAACAUUGGGGAAGAGACAUCUUUGGCAGUAGUGUGGGUCUUUACUCUGGGAAACAAGUACGAAGCUGUAGGGAAACUGAAGGAAUUUGAUCCAAUGCUUACUUUUUCCAAUUUGACACAGUCGACAGAGAGCAAAGGUCUCAAUUAUUUUCAACCCUUUCUGGAAGGAGACUCUUGCCAAGCGCUGGCAUCUUUGGAACGCAUCUGGUCCAACAGUCUCCACACUAGAGGAACAAUAGGUAAAGGCAUCUCGUCCAAUGGUUGUUAA